UUGUAUUGCUGCUGGUUCACUGGAUUGACAGCUCAGGCCCUGUCGCCCAGUUUCCUGCCGAGCUCAGACUGCAGUCUAACGCGAGGCGCGUCCUAGAUUUAUGGCAGUAUUGACAUUACGAAUUACCUACUCUUGAAUCGACUCAUUUCAGUCCGGUAGAUUGUCUAUCUAGCAAAACGAGACAAAAUUCAGUCUCAAUUUUGACUCCAGACUCACAUGAUAAGGGCUCGGGGCUUCAUUAGCGACUCACUACGUAAAAUCACGGACAAAGGUAUAUCGAAUUGGAAUCGCCCGAUAAAGACGCCUUGUUGAGACGUGACGCCUCGCGGAAACGCGAAACUCCUUAGCGAGAAGCCUUAUUGAUCACCUAUUAGAACGUCAAGUCUACUACAAGACGCACAGUGGGAGGCGCCGUGUUGAGACUCCUUAUUGCCGUCAAGUUCAAGCUGACCGUCAAUUAAAUCUUGGUAGAGCGUGACGCUCGCUCAUCAUGGGGUCGUCAUGGUCGCCGGCUCGGCCGAUUCUCCUGGUUGCUCUGCUCUUGUCGCUAGCCACGCAUACACGCACGCAGACGACAUACGAUGGAUUCUUGGAUGAAAUCGAAGGCGUUCUUAACGGCUCCACACCCGUCGGCAAGAUCGACUCCAUGUUGUUCACCCAGGCCAAUCAGUACAACCUGUACCUCAGCAAUAAAGCCGGCACCAAGUCCGUCUCCCGCAGUGCCUCCCUCCCCAGUGCUGCUUCUACCACUGCAGCUGGCAGCGGCGGCAAUGGCGGCAGCAGCAGCAGUGGCGGCAGCAGCAGCAACCUAGGCCCUUUCUUACGCUUCAUCCUUGUUCUCUUAGGCGUUGCCAAAUCCGACUCGCCCUCUCUCGCCUUCAUUCGGAGCAGCGUGCAGUGGCUGAGCAGCAACGCGACAGUCAGCAAAUCCAAUCUCGCAAAGCUCAACAUGGUGCUCAAGCUGCUGAAGCAGCCGAGCCUGUCAAAAGCACUGGGAUCCAUGCAGUCUGCGUUUUUCAUUCCGGUGGGUGCCAAGGUCUCUCUGGAAGCGCAAGGAAUCACACAACUUUCAGCUGCCCAAAGCGCGGUGCCGAUUGCUGCGCCGUCGAAUUCCGGGCAGGUCUCGGGUCAAAAUUACGCACAAGGUUAUGGACAAAGUGGUGGGGCUGUUGUCGUGCAAAGUGAUGACGGUGAUGAUGAUUCCAGCUCACGGCACGGUGGGAGACAGUACCGCAUUGAGUCCGAUGAUGACGAUGAGGAGGACGACGAUGAGCCCGAGUGCGUAGAGCCGACGGGGAGAGUGCGAAUCUUCAAAUACACCUCCCCUCAGAACGUCUCCUUUGUGAUCCUCCGAGCCAAGAGCAAAUGCUUGGCCGACGUGCGCAAAGUGCAAAUCCGCAACGCACCUUACGGGAAAACGGGGGCCCUUGUAAUGGAAAUUCCGGGAUCGUGGGUUCUUUGGGAUGAUGACGAGAUCGAGCUGGUCAAACACACCUUCAUUGCCAAUGCGAGCAGUGUGACUGUAUCGAAUGGGCAGACCAUGGAUGAGGCGGUCAUAUCAAUGACCAAGGCGCCGUGGAACUACUACGCUAUUUUUACGACAGGGAGCAAGAAGAGUGGUGCAAUGAGGGGCCAGUUUUGGAAGCCCUUCUGCCCAUGGUGUGCAAACUUUACUUUCACUGGAUCGUAGGUUUAGUUUGCCACGCCAACAUGUGGGUAGGGAAGUCACUACGGUAUGUCAUUGGCUUUAGGUUGCAUCUACCAACCAAGCAAAGUGUGUAGUGAAGUUGCGAUGGCUAGUAUAUUUAACUGCUUUUUGAAGUACAAUGCCCUU
Messenger RNA from Closterium sp. NIES-67, 1834 nucleotides. The record is from the annotation of a GenBank genome assembly. Lineage: Eukaryota; Viridiplantae; Streptophyta; Zygnematophyceae; Desmidiales; Closteriaceae.